AUGAAUCCCGAGGGCCACCAUGCGAUGAAUGGUUAUCGCCCUGAUAAUGUCGCGUCAACAAGUUCAGACGUCUACAACGAUUUUGGUGCAAUGCGUACGAAUCAACAUCAUUUCUCCCCAAACCUUCAGCAGCAGCAAUUACAGAUGCCGCAAUCAAUGCAACACCAUGGAUCCCAGCACCAAUGGCAAGAUCUAAUGAUGCAAAUGAACAAUCCUCAGUUCAGUGGCAACGCUGCAUCCCUUCAGAACCAACAACAGUUCAACACUGGCUCUUGGGCGAAUCAGAUGCCUCCCCCGCAAGCAUUUCCAGGUGCCAUGGCCAUGUCGCUUAAUGUGUUGCCCACACAGAUUUUACAGGAAGCGAUGGCAAUGUCGAACCCCGUAGAAGCAUCCGAUGAGCCCACAUUGCUCACAAAACUACUUAGCAGCGCGAGACGGCAGGAAAGCUACAAAGAUGCUUUGAAUAGUCUGCAUGGGAAAAAUGGCCAUUCUGCGAGUCUUUGGAAAGACUAUUAUCUUGACCAUCGAGUUCGUCUAGAUGCAUGGAUAUCAAUGUGCCUUCAGAAAGAAAAGGAGAAAGAAAAAGAAGGGUCUUCUUCCUUGAACGCUAACAAGCAUUCUACACCUUCUGAACAAAAAAGACCAUUGCCAACAGCCAGGAAACCUUCGCCUUCAUCCUUCAGGCGGGAAGCGUCUCAAACUUCGUUUUCGCGUGUCUCCGUUCCAGUUCCGUCUAAACGCCCUAAAAAGAGGUCUAGUCAACAUUCAACACCACCCAUUGUUACAGAUCAACCGCAACCAGGACGUCGAAAUACUAUUAACAGUCUCACGGCACCAUCUCCGGUUUUUGGUGGACGCCUUCCUGCACCUAAUGCUGAAAUCAAGAUACCCGAACCCCCGUCACGGUCACCUAGUCCGCCUACUAAUGUUGUACCUCUUCGCGGGCGUGGCCACAAGUAUACAAAAGAGGACCGAGAAUUUUUUAUCAAAUUUGUCGGAUGGAGUUUGAAAAAGGAUCCAUCACUAACGAGACUCGAAAUAUGUGAACGACUUGCAGAAAAGGCUUCUCAUCAUUCCGCCCAGUCGUGGGCCUCUCAUUGGUCGAAUAACCAUGACGUACCUGAUAAAAUCUUAGCUGCUGCCAGAGGCGAAGAAUACAAGUCAAGUUAUUCCAGUUCAAAUGAAGAACACGACAUGAAGGUCACUGCGAAGCGUCGACCAAAAUAUAAGGAUAUUUCCACAAGCGAAGAAGAGUCAAAUGAAGGUUCCGACGUCGCCGAUCAGCACGACGAAUCUGAAGACAAUUCUGAUGGAGAGGAUUUGACACCACUGUUGCAGUACUCUGACAAGGAAAUGGGGCAAAGGGGUGAACCAUUCAACGACGCAGAUCUCUAUGUCACCGCAAAAUACAUUGCUGCAUUUACCGACUGGGAAGCUGCAAGCUCUAAAGAACGAUGGGACCCUUACCAUGAGAAGUAUCCUCAAAGGUCUGCCAAAUCAUGGGGAGAAUACUACCGCAGGAACGAACGUGCUCUUAUGAAACUGGUCAAGAGGCUUCGCAGUGAACGGGCUAAAGCUACUGCAUCAUCAUUCCAGUGUGCUCGACCUACUCGGGCGCCGCCGAAAACUAAGCGCAAAUAUGAUUAUGAUUCGAGCGAAGAAUCAUUCGUAAAACGCGGGAAGGCGGACUAA
Molecule: messenger RNA, 1692 nt
Organism: Psilocybe cubensis
Lineage: Eukaryota; Fungi; Basidiomycota; Agaricomycetes; Agaricales; Agrocybaceae
Exons: 5
Coding region: 1-1692 (563 amino acids)
Source: RefSeq, a predicted model, not a curated record